UAAGCUACAUACCCAAAUAUUCUCUCUUUGUCAAGUGGCAUUAUAUAUAAAGGGAAAAUUUUUAUUUGUAAAUAAACCAAAAAAAAAAGGAAAAAAGAGACAGAAAAAUGGUUCUGUCAAGAAUUGAGACAGUAGAGGAGACAGAAGCACAUAUUAUUAGCUCUGUGUUUGCUUCAAGAUACGCUCAUGAACCUCUUCCCAAGUAUAAGAUGCCGAAGAAGUCAAUCCCAAGAGAAGUGGCGUACCAAAUCAUACACGAUGAGCUAAUGUUGGAUGGUAACCCAAGGCUUAAUUUGGCAUCCUUUGUCACAACUUGGAUGGAACCUGAAUGUGAUAAGCUCAUGUCUGAAGCCAUCAACAAGAACUAUGUCGAUAUGGACGAGUAUCCUGUCACUACUGAGCUCCAGAAUAGGUGUGUAAAUAUGAUCGGGCGCUUGUUUCAUGCACCAUUAGAGAAUAGCAAACAUGGACAAGCAGUCGGAGUGGCAACAGUGGGGUCAUCGGAAGCAAUAAUGUUGGCCGGAUUAGCUUUCAAGAAGAAAUGGCAAAAUCAAAGAAAAGCAGAAAGGAAGCCCUAUGAUAGACCAAAUAUUGUAACUGGCGCCAAUGUCCAGGUGUGCUGGGAAAAAUUCGCAAGGUACUUUGAUGUAGAGCUGAAAGAAGUGAAGCUAACUGAAGGUUGCUAUGUGAUGGACCCCGUGAAAGCGGUCGAAUUGGUGGAUGAGAACACAAUAUGUGUGGCUGCUAUUCUAGGAUCAUCCCUUAACGGAGAGUUUGAAGACGUCAAGCUGUUGAAUAACCUACUUGCCAAAAAGAACAAGAAAACCGGAUGGAACACUCCAAUACACGUAGAUGCAGCAAGCGGAGGAUUUGUGGCACCAUUUGUAUACCCAGAGCUCGAAUGGGAUUUUAGACUACCGUUGGUGAAGAGUAUAAAUGUAAGCGGCCAUAAGUAUGGUCUUGUUUAUGCCGGAGUUGGGUGGGUCCUCUGGAGGAGCAAAGAAGAUCUUCCCGAGGAGCUAGUCUUCCAUAUCAACUACCUUGGCGCUGAUCAACCUACAUUUACUCUUAAUUUCUCGAAAGGAGCAAGCCAAAUUGUCGCACAAUACUAUCAGUUCCUAAGGCUGGGAUUUGAGGGGUACAAAAAUGUCAUCAAAAAUUGCAUAAAUAAUGCAAGAACACUCCAAAAAGGAUUGCAGAAAAUGGAUAGAUUUGAUGUCGUCUCGAAAGAACAAGGGAUACCACUUGUGGCCUUUGCCUUCAAAGACGAGUAUAAAAGUCUCGCAUUUGACCUCUCAAAAGCCUUGCGGCACUAUGGAUGGAUUGUACCAGCAUACACAAUGCCCGCUGACAUUGAGCACGUCACAAUCCUCCGGGUUGUGGUCAGAGAGGACUUCGGGAGGCAAAUGGUCGACAAACUACUCUCACACAUACAACAAGCACUAGUAGAACUCAAAGAACCUGUUCCAAGGAUUAGUUUCACAGUGGAAGUCCAACCAAGCGAAGGUGAUACAAGUGGCUCGUUGCACAUACCAGAAACCUCGGUUCAUUGGAAGAAAGACAAGCAAAAUGUGAUUCAUAAGGACGUAAAAGUAACAGGCGAAAAGACCAAGGGUGUCUGUUAAAUUCCAUGUUAGCAACUUAGCAUAGAAGCCCUCAAUCUAUGAUAUUAAGAACUGAAAAGUACUGUAUUAUUUCUAUAAUGAAAUAGAAUAAAAUACAUAUAAUUCUGAAAA
Amaranthus tricolor (Joseph's coat) is the source of this 1736-nucleotide messenger RNA. RefSeq names its product glutamate decarboxylase-like. Gene Ontology annotation, molecular function: pyridoxal phosphate binding; glutamate decarboxylase activity. The transcript has 7 exons. The record is from RefSeq and is a predicted model, not a curated record. Lineage: Eukaryota; Viridiplantae; Streptophyta; Magnoliopsida; Caryophyllales; Amaranthaceae. Gene Ontology annotation, cellular component: cytosol. Bases 108 to 1625 code for a protein of 505 amino acids. Gene Ontology annotation, biological process: L-glutamate catabolic process.